CAACAAAUCCGCCAUAUUUUCCCGUCCUUUCUUUAUUAUUAUUAUUAUUUUGCUAUUUGCAUUUGUAGGAAAAAAUCAAAAAUCUCUUCCUGUUUGUACAUAUUCCAUAUUUUGCCAAGUGAAAAAUGUAAAUUGAGUGAAAUCCUAAUAGAUAUUAGGUACAAUAACUAUUAACAUUUACACAGAAUGGGAUCAGUAGCAAACAAUUUGGAAUCCUUUAAUAUUGCAGAUCUUUCUCCAGAGCAACAAAAAGUUUUGAUAGAGAUUAGAAGAAAGAAAACUGACCUCCUGCUCCAAAUACAGCAACUAAAAGAUGAUCUAUGUGAGGUGGUUUCCGAAAUGGAAUCUCUAGAUUCUGGCGACGAUGGAAAAAAUAGUAACAGAACCAAGAUGAUGUCAAUAGGAAGGAAAAAGUUUAACAUGGACCCUAAAAAAGGCAUUGAGUAUUUGAUAGAAAAAGGAUUGUUACAGAACACUGCAGAAAGUGUGGCACAAUUUCUUCAUAAAGGCGAGGGUUUAAACAAGACUGCAAUUGGAGAUUAUUUAGGAGAAAGAAACGAAUUUAACGAGAAAGUUUUACAAGCAUUUGUUAAUCUGCACGAUUUUACAGAUUUAAUUCUAGUCCAGGCUUUAAGACAAUUUUUAUGGAGUUUCCGAUUACCAGGAGAAGCUCAAAAAAUUGAUAGAAUGAUGGAAUGUUUUGCAAAAAGAUAUUGCGAUUGUCAAGGAGAUAAUAAUAUUUUCGAAAAUUCCGACACAUGCUAUGUCCUCUCUUUUGCUAUCAUAAUGCUGAAUACUAGUUUACACAAUCCGAGCGUGAAAGAUAAACCCACCAUUGAACAAUUUGUAAAUAUGAAUAGAGGAAUAAACCAGGGCCAAGAUUUGCCAAGAGAAUUACUUGUUAGUUUAUAUGAUAGUAUUAAAGCAGAGCCAUUCAAAAUUCCAGAGGAUGACGGUAACGAUUUGAUGCAUACCUUCUUCAAUCCAGACAAAGAAGGAUGGCUCUGGAAACAAGGCGGACGUUACAAAAGUUGGAAACGCCGCUGGUUUAUAUUAAACGAUAAUUGUUUGUAUUAUUUCGAAUAUACAACUGAUAAAGAACCACGAGGCAUAAUUCCUUUGGAAAAUAUUUCCAUCAGGGAAUGUCAGGAUAGACAGAAACACUAUUGUUUCGAGCUGUAUGCUAGUGGAGGAGCCGAUUUUAUUAAGGCAUGUAAGACUGAUUCAGAAGGUAAGGUGGUGGAGGGUAAACACACAGUUUACCGAAUGUCUGCCAGCAGUGAUGAGGAACGCAAAGAAUGGAUAGAACGAUUAACGCAAAGCAUAAGUCACAAUCCGUUUUACGAUAUUCUGGCGAAUCGUAAACGAAAAGCCCAGCUCUACACCAAAAAUUAGUUAUUACUACCACGGAUAGUGAUAGUAGUAGUAGUAGUGCCAGCAAGUAAGAGAAUCAGCCUACCAGAAGCUAGUUGGUGAAUUGAACAUGGCACAUUUAUAUCACAUUGAUGACCCAAGUCGACAAGGCUCGAUGACUGGAGGUUAAUGCUAAAGCUAUAAAUAUAUGAUCAAAAAUUGAAACUUGCACUAGCGUCACUUAUCGUUGAGAAAAAAAAACACUAAAAAUUUCAAUUUUGUCUAUUUUAUAUAAAUAUUUUUUAAUAUUUAAUAAUUAUUAUCAUUAUAACUGUAUUGAAUCAAAACAGAGCUUUGUGCUGUUUCUUUCGGUAGGAUUUCAAUUGCUGUCAAAUCAAUUCGGAUAUCAAGACAGCAUCAAUGAAAAGGUUCUUCUGGUAACUAACUAUCUUUUUGUAUAUUUUUUAUUUUAUUAUUUGAGUGUUAUUAUGAAUUCUCAUAAUCGCACUAGUGCUAUUAUGAAGGACCUAAUGACAUUCAAAUGACAAUGCUAAAUGUGUCAUAAUGACACCGACAUAGAUUAAUUCUAUUACUUGCUCGCACUAUAGAUAUAAAUGGAUGACCAUGACUAUGUACCUGUUAUCAUCAGUUUUCUGUAAGCUGAAUUUGUUUUUAGUAUAGUCACUUUACUAAUAAUUUAUUAUUUUAUUAUUUGCUGUUAGUCCUCAUGAAAAAAUAAAAGUAAAAUAGAUAAACCAUUAAAGUCUGUUUUUUUUUAAGGCAAAAUCCCAUGUCAAAAAUUUGGCAACCAAGCCUUUUCUAUGUAAAAAAAUUGAAAGUAUUGACAAUUUUACAUAGUAUUGCCAACCUAAUGUCAUUUUUAUCUUUAAUAAAAAAACAGACUUUACUUACCAUAUCAAAAAAGUUUGAGAUUUAAAUUGAUAUAUUUUUUUCAAUGUUCACAAUAAUUUAUUACUGUGUUCCAACAAGAUAUUAGAUCAUUGUAUAACAGUGAGUUCUUGUCAAAACAAUCGUCAUAAUUUAAUUAUGCACAAGAUAAAAUAACAUACAAAAAUGCAGGAAGUCGCUCUAAAGGUGCAAGACUCAUGGCUGUUUGCACCAACCAUUUUGAGGAAGCCUUAGCGAUAAGUUAGUUAAAGUGACAUUUAUCCAUGUAGAAAUGUCAAUUUGAGGAAUACUUAUCGCUAAUGCUUCCUUAAAAUGGUCGGUGCAAACGGCCAUCAAUGAAUUAUUAUUGUUUUAGAACUUCUUUCCUAACAGGAGGGCGCUGGUGGUUGAUUCAUAAUCAAUUGUAUAAAUUAAUAAUUGUGUUAAUAAAUAAAAGUUAAAGUUAUG
Ceutorhynchus assimilis (cabbage seed weevil) is the source of this 2709-nucleotide messenger RNA. NCBI's taxonomy places the organism in Eukaryota, Metazoa, Arthropoda, Insecta, Coleoptera, Curculionidae. The record is from the annotation of a GenBank genome assembly.